CUUUUUGUAUCGAAGGAAUCAACAGCCGCCAUCUUGUCGUGGCUCGGAAUUAGGAUUUCGGUAGAUCACAAAUUUUAAUUUAGAAAUUGAGCAUCCAAACCGAGGUUUGACGGCAUACUUCCUCUGAAAACGAAGUAUUUUCACCUUUUCUGAAGUAUUUUUGACGAAAAAACGGGAAUUCGAUCGGUCGUCGUCGGCAAGAAAAUCCCGUAUAUCUGAUUUCCCCUCAAGUGCGGCGCUCGAGCCCCUAUCGCCGUUUGGAGCAGUAUUGUUUACAGGGGGUAACCGGAGGAGACAGCUUUUUACUGACAAUUUUGCUAAAAUAUAUGAUUUUUUUGCAGUUAUGCAUUUUAUGGAGCUUCAAACAAUUUUUGCAUUAAGAAAUUUUACGUCAUAAAAAUGGCCUGUUUGAACAUCUAAAAUUAACGAUUUAUGGGACAGGAAUACAAGAAUCCAUGUGAAUGUUUUUAGAUUAAAAUUUAACGUACAUUUUUCAUGGGAAAUAUUUUUAUUGGAGUUAUUUAACGAUAAUGUGGGUGUUGGUUGUUGGAUUAUCAUGGGGUGAAUGGCGGUGGCGAAGCGGGGCGCUGUUGCAUCUUUUUUGAAAUUAUCACACUCCCUCACUGCUAGAAAAUUAGCCAGUUAGCCAACGUUAGCGAGCAAACUGCUUGCUAACGUGCUAACUAGAGAAAGAAAGGUGGAGGUUGUCAGAACAACUUUUUCUGUCCCAGGAACUUCCUUUUUCAAAUAAUUAAAUAAGAAAUCCACAAAAAAUCACAAUGGCUGAAAACCUGCUCGACGUCGGACCUCCCAACUCAAAGCGACCGAAACUGAAUUCACCUGCGCUGUCAGCGUCAGAUGGACCAGUGGACCUAGGCUCCUUAUCAUGGGACGACCUGGAGAACGACCUGCCAGACGAGCUGAUCCCCAACGGAGGCUCUGGCCUGGGGGGUAUGAUGGGUGGCGCCAUGUCCUCCAAUGGGGGUAACACCAACCCUGGGGGUCCUGGACCUCUGGGCUCCAUGGUCCCGGACGCAGUGGCCAAGCACAAGCAGCUGUCAGAGCUCCUCCGGGCGGGUAGCACCUCGGGUCUCACCGGGGGUGCUGGAGGAGGAACUCAGCCCGGCGUCAUGGGGGGUCAGCUGGGUGCAGCACUUGGGAAGAGCGCCUUGGGUCAAGGGUCGCCGAAAGCGGGGACCGGACAGAACUUCAACCAGUCUCUGGGGGGCCACGCCGGGAUGUUAGCCCAGGGUGGGCAGCACCAGCCGGGCCAGGUGAUGAACGGAGGACUGGGGCUGGUUCCUGGAGGUGGACGAGGCCGGGGGCAGUACCAGGCUAUGCAGGGGGCACCAGGAGGAGGAGCGGGCAGCUCGUUGGCAGAGACCCUCACACAGCAGGGCGGGCAGCAGAUGGGCGCUGCCACCUUCAGCGCUGCGGCCGCCACCCAGCAGGCGGGCAACAUGAACAAGUUGGGCCUGGGCAGUAACGGUGGCAGUCCGUUUGGUGGUCAGUACGGCCAGGGGGGGCCAGGACAGGGGGUGAACCCCCAGCAGCUUCAGAACAAGGCAGCAGCCCUCACCGCUGUCACCAGCGUGCCAAACCUGUCCCAGCAGCAGCCCGGGCAGCAGGUGCCAUCGGUGGGCAUGGUCCCCGUGCCUGGCAGUGUCUCCGUCUCUGGCCCCACGGCCGACCCGGAGAAGCGCAAACUGAUCCAGCAGCAGCUGGUGCUUCUGCUCCACGCCCACAAGUGCCAGCGGCGCGAGCAGGCCAAUGGGGAGGUGCGGGCCUGCGCCCUGCCACACUGCCGCACCAUGAAGAACGUCCUCAACCACAUGACCCACUGCCAGGCCGGCAAGUCCUGCCAGGUGGCUCACUGUGCGUCGUCCAGACAGAUCAUCUCACACUGGAAGAACUGUACGCGGCACGACUGUCCUGUCUGCCUGCCGCUUAAGAACGCCAGCGACAAGAAGAACCAGCAACCCUUGCUGAGUUCCCCCAACGCUGCCCUCCAGAACUCCCUGGCCUCUGUGGUCUCUGGCCCCCCCAGCACCCCCUCCCUCAACACCCCCACCCCCAUUGAUCCCUCCUCCAUGCAGAGGGCCUACGCCGCCCUGGGCCUGCCCUACAGUAACCAGACCCCCACCCCCGGACAGACCCCCCCAGGGGGACAGAACGCUACCCAAGGGCAGCAUCCACAGCAGAUGAGACCCAUCAAUGCACUAGGUAACCAGAUGGCGAUGGGGGGCGGGGCGAUGGGCGUGGCCUCAUCAGAUCAGACCAACCUGCACUCGGACUCUCCCAACAAUCAGCUGCUGUCCGACGGGUCAGGUGUUGGCUCCAUGGGGGGUAGCCUGCCCACCGCCGCCCCCCUCUCAGCCACGGGAGUCAGGAAGACCUGGCAUGAACACGUCACUCAGGACCUCCGCAACCACCUCGUCCACAAACUAGUACAAGCCAUUUUCCCCACCCCAGAUCCGGCCGCUCUAAAGGACAGGCGGAUGGAGAACCUGGUGGCAUACGCUAGGAAGGUGGAGGGGGACAUGUACGAGUCUGCCAACAGCAGGGACGAGUACUACCACUUCCUGGCAGAGAAGAUCUAUAAGAUCCAGAAGGAGCUGGAGGAGAAGAGGAAGUCUCGGCUCCAGAAACAGAUCAUCAACCAGGGGCCUCUGACGGCUGCAGGAGCCCAACAGCAGCCUGGAGGUCUCCCCCAGCCCAACACCCUGGCUGGGCAGCCUGUUAGGCCACAGAACGGGCCAGUGUCUAUUCCCAAUGUGCCAAAUCAGAUCAUGAAUCGCAUGCAAAUUCCUCAAGGGCUCAGUCAGUUCAGCCCCAUGGCCCUGCCCAACAUCCAGAUGUCCCAGCAGCCUCUAGGGCCCCGUGCCGCCUCCCCCAUGAACCACCCCACACAGAUCAACAUGGGCUCCGUCCCCUCCAUGGGUCUGUCUCCCUCGCGGAUGCCCCAGGCCCAGGGAAUGCUGGGAGCCCGCGGCGGCGGCAGCAUGGUGGGCCAGACAGCCAAUCAGAACAGUCAGUUCCAUCCCCCUCAGACCCCAUUCCCCCCCUCUGCCUCCGGCGCCAUGAACGCUAACAACCUGGGUCUAGGCCAGCCCCCAGCACAGGCUGCUGUCACACAGCAGUCGCCGCAGCAGCAGAGCGCUAACCUCCCCAUGAGUGCACUUGGUCCCCUGGGCCCCCAGCUCCCCUCCCAGCCCUCCCUGCGCUCCACUCCUCCACCCUCCUCCUCUUCCUCCGCAGGGGGGUCCACAACUAACCUGCAGCCCCCCAAGCCCUCCAGCCGCAGCUCAACCCCCACCCUCUCCACCCCUGGUCCUUCCAACACCCCUCCCCGCCCAACCCCGACCCAGCCUCCUCAACCCCAGCCACAUACCCCCCUCCAGCCACAGACUCAGUCCCAACCCCAACCGGAGCUUCCUACAGUGCAGACCCAGCAGACCCCGACCACGCCGCUUUCUCAGACAGGUGCCAGUCUGGAUAACCGGGUGCCCACCCCGGCUUCUGCCGCCAGCGGCGACUUGCAUUCGCACUCCCAGCAUGCUUUGCCUGACCUGCCAGCCCAGGAGACCAAGGCCGAGCCGCGGCUUAGGGACCAGCGGGACUUUGAGUCGGCCAGCGGCAAGACCGAGCCCAAGAUGGAGACUGAGGAGGACUCUGGUUCGCUGUCAGUGAAGGAGGAGCCAGAGGAGAAGCAGGAGCCAAUGGAGACUGAGGAGAAGAAGCCGGAGAUGAAGACUGAGCCCAAAGAGGAGGAGGAGGAGGGGGGAGGAGCCAACGGCACAGUGUCCUCAUCCCCUUCUCAGUCACGGAGGAAAAUCUUUAAGCCAGAGGAGCUGCGCCAGGCCCUCAUGCCCACCCUAGAGUCUCUUUACAGACAGGACCCAGAGUCUCUACCCUUCAGACAGCCUGUAGACCCCAUGGUACUGGGCAUCCCGGACUACUUUGACAUCGUGAAGAACCCCAUCGACCUGUCCACCAUAAAGCGUAAGCUGGACACGGGUCAGUACCAGGAGCCCUGGCAGUACGUGGAAGACAUCUGGGUCAUGUUCAACAACGCCUGGAUCUACAACCGCAAGACGUCCCGCGUCUACAAGUACUGCUCCAAGCUGGCCGAGGUGUUUGAGCUGGAGAUAGACCCCGUUAUGAUGAGCCUUGGCUACUGCUGCGGCCGCAAGUAUGAGUUCUCUCCUCAAACUCUCUGCUGUUAUGGUAAGCAGCUGUGCACCAUACCCACCGGUGGCACCUACUACAGCUACCAGAACAGGUAUCAUUUCUGUGAGAAGUGCUUCAAUGAGAUCCAGGGGCACAGUGUGACGUUAGGGGACGACCCGGCACAACCACAGACAAUGAUAUCUAAAGACCAGUUUGAGAGGAAGAAGAAUGACACGCUAGACCCUGAACCGUUUGUUGACUGUAAAGAUUGCGGUCGGAAGAUGCAUCAGAUAUGUGUUCUACACUAUGACGUCAUCUGGCCAUCCGGAUUCAUCUGUGACAACUGUUUGAAGAAGAGUGGGAAAACACGGAAGGACAACAAGUUUUCUGCAAAAAGGUUGCAGACGACGCGGUUGGGCAUGUACAUCGAGGACCGGGUGAAUAAAUACCUGAAGAGGCAGAACCACCCUGAGGCAGGGGAGGUGUUCGUACGAGUGGUGGCCAGCUCCGACAAAACUACAGAGGUCAAACCUGGCAUGAAAUCCAGGUUUGUGGAUACAGGUGAGAUGUCGGAGACCUUCCCCUACAGAACCAAAGCACUUUUCGCCUUUGAGGAGAUCGACGGCGUGGAUGUGUGUUUCUUCGGGAUGCACGUGCAGGAGUACGGCUCGGACUGCUCCUUCCCCAACACCAGACGGGUCUACAUAUCAUACCUGGACAGUAUUCACUUCUUCAAACCUCGACUGCUGAGGACGGCAGUCUAUCAUGAGAUCCUGAUUGGCUACCUGGAGUAUGUCAAGAAACUUGGCUACUCUCAGGGUCACAUCUGGGCGUGCCCCCCCAGCGAGGGGGACGACUACAUCUUCCACUGCCACCCUGCCGACCAGAAGAUCCCCAAGCCCAAGAGGUUGCAGGAGUGGUACAGGAAGAUGCUGGAGAAGGCCUUCGCUGAGAGGAUCCUCCAUGACUUUAAGGACAUCUUCAAGCAGGCGACAGAGGACUGUCUGACGGGGGCCAACGAGAUGCCCUACUUCGAGGGGGACUUCUGGCCCAACGUGCUGGAGGAGAGCAUCAAGGAGCUGGAACAGGAGGAGGAAGAGAGGAAGAAGGAGGAGAACGUAUCCUGCUCCGAUACACCGGAGGUGGGCACGCCAGGGGACACUAAGAACGCCAAGAAGAAGAACAGCAAGAAGACCAAUAAGAACAAGGGCAGCGUGAGCCGAACCAAUAAGAAGAAGCCUGGUAUGCCGAAUGUAGCCAAUGACCUGUCCCAGAAGCUCUACGCCAGCCUGGAGAAACACAAAGAGGUGUUCUUUGUGAUCCACCUGCACUCGGCCCAGAUGGCCAAUAUGCUGCCCCCCAUCAUGGACCCUGACCCCCUGCUGAACUGUGACCUGAUGGACGGCCGCGACGCCUUCCUCACCCUGGCCCGGGACAAGCACUGGGAGUUCAGCUCUCUCAGGAGGUGUAAGUGGAGCACCAUGUGUAUGCUGGUGGAGCUGCACAACCAGGGUCAGGACCGCUUCGUCUACACCUGCAACGAGUGUAAACACCACGUGGAGACUCGCUGGCACUGUACCGUCUGUGAGGACUUUGACCUGUGUAUCAACUGCUACGCCGCCAAGGGCCACGAGCACCAGAUGGUCAAGUGGGGCCUGGGGCUGGACGACGACAGCAAUGGAGCGGGUGGCGCCGGCGAGGCCUCUAAGAGUCCCCAGGAGUCACGCCGUCUCAGCAUCCAGCGCUGCAUCCAGUCCCUGGUUCAUGCCUGCCAGUGUCGCAACGCCAACUGCAGCCUGCCGUCCUGCCAGAAGAUGAAGCGCGUGGUGCAGCACACCAAAGGUUGCAAGAGGAAGACCAACGGCGGCUGCCCUGUGUGCAAGCAGCUCAUCGCCCUGUGCUGCUACCACGCCAAGCACUGCCAGGAGAACAAGUGUCCCGUACCGUUCUGUCUGAACAUCAAGCACAAGCUACGGCAGCAGCAGCUCCAGCACCGCCUACAGCAGGCUCAGAUGAUGAGGAGAAGAAUGGCCACCAUGCAGGGAAGAGCAAUGCCCCAGAGCUUACCAUCCCCCCCUCUGGCCCCCACUACAACCCCCAACACCACCCCCUCCCACCCCCAGCAUAACCCACCCCAAACCCCCCAACAACCGCUUUCGAACCAGCCGCAGACCCCAGCGUUCUCUCCUCGCAACGGUCAUCCCCUAACGCCAGCUUCCAAGGGCAAGGGGGGACCUCAAGCGUCCCCUUUACACCAGCAGCAGUCACCUCUCCCCCCGCAACCUCCCCAACCCCAGCCACCCCCUCAACCUCAACAACCCCCUCAACAACAACCCCCUCUCGCUGCAGUCAAGAUGGCGCGGCACAUUGAGAUGGUGGCCCAAGCGCAGCAGCAGAACCAGCAGAACUACCGGGUCAACAUGAACGGCCUGCCGCUGCACCAGCAGAACCCCCAGCAGAACCCCCAGCAGCAGCAACGCAUGGCCGGACCCAUGCAGAUGGCUGGGGGUCAAAUGGUGGGACCCAGAGGGCCCCAGGGCAUGCAGCAGCCCAUGGCCCCAGGUCAGUGGCCCAGCGCUGGGGGAGCUCAGCCUGGACAACCAGGAGUUGGAGUCCCUCCCCAGGUGGGUCAACCCCAGCAGGGGAUACCGAUGCAACAGAGACCCAUGAUGUCUCCUCAGCAACAGGCCCAGGCUCAGAGGAUGCUAGUCCCCCAGCCGGGGGGUCCCAGACCCCAGACGCCGCCCCAGAGACCCGGGGCCAUCGCCCCCAACGCCCUCCAGGACCUCCUGAUGACCCUCAAGUCCCCCAGCUCACCCCAGCAGCAGCAGCAGGUCCUCAACAUCCUGAAGUCCAACCCCCAGCUCAUGGCGGCAUUCAUCAAACAGAGAACGGCAAAGUACCACGCCAGCAACCCCCAGCAACAACAGCAGCCGGGGAUGUUGGGAGCCCAGCCGGCGAUGCAGGCCAUGGCAGCCAUGCAGGCUGGGGCUGGGGGGGUCCAGAGGCCCGGGAUGCCCCCUCAGCAGCCUCAACAACCCACCGCCCAGGGGAUGGCUGCUUUAGGACCCCAGGGGCAACUCAUGAACCCUGGACACAACCCCCAACCCAACGCUGCCCAGAUACAGGAGCUCUACCGGAGACAGCUCCUACGACAACAACAACAGCAACAACAGCAGCAGCAGCAGGCCCAUCCAGCCAGCUACUCUCAGCUCCGCAUGCAGCAGCAGCAGCUAGCCAUGCAGGGCCAGGGCCAGCUCCCUCCCAUGGCCCAGAUGGGUCAGUCUGGCAUGGGCAUGGACCCCACCGCCACCACCCAGAACCUCUUGCACCAGCGGAUGCUCCAACAACAACAGCAGGGUAUCCCUAACCAACAGGCCGUCCUCAAGCAGCAGACGGGGGGCUCCCCGGUCCAGCCCAGCCCCACCAUGAGUCCCCAGGCCCAGGCCCACCUGCUGGCCGGCCAGCCCCAGCCUGGAGGUCACCUCCCUGGCCAGUCCCCCAUGGCCAAUGCCCUCUCCAACCGGUCCCCUGCACCCGUACAAUCCCCGUGCCCGCCCUCGCAACAACACCCACAUUCCAGCCCUUCGCCCCAGGUUCAGCCCUCACCCCACUCGGGGUCCCCCCACCCGGGCUUGGCAGGCCCCAUGCCUGGCUCCAUGGACCAGGGACACUUGGCCACGGCGGAGCAGAGCGCUAUGCUAUCGCAGAUAAACACGCCCGCCAGAGGAGGGUUGAACAAUGACUUGGGCACAGGAGGGGAUACGACGGGAGAUACGCUGGAGAAGUUUGUGGAGGGAUUGUAGCAUUAAACGGGAGACUUGGGCUACGUCCCAAAUAGGUGACACCCUAUUCCCAAUUAGUGCACCAGGGCCCUGCUCAAAAGUAGUGCACUAUGUAGGGAUUAGGGUGCCAUUUGGGAUGCAUCUAGAAACAAACCACGGUCUCCCCCCAUCCUCCACUGAUGUAUUCGGACUCUGGGCCCCUCCCUUAUUUGAGAUAUUGUUUGUUCUUUAUAAAGCAAUGAAAAAUCUCAUUUUUUUGUUUUGUUUUUACUUAUAUGUAAAAAGUUUCAAGAGAUGUAAAAAGAGAGAAAAUGGGGUAAAAUGUUAAAUGCCGACACUUAUAGGGGAAUGUUGAUGUUUCCUAAAACUGGUGUUUCUUCUUCCUUAUGAGUCGAGGGAUUUUGCAAAUUGCUGUUUAAAAGACGUUUAAAUCACAAAGAAUAUAUAUUUUUUGGUUGAGACCAAAAUGUGCUCAGACUUUGUUUUAUUUGUUUGGUAUUUGGUAUGAUGUCAUGCCUUUUUGUUUCCUUUUUAAAGAAAAUGUAUAAAACAAUUGCAUUAUAGUAUUCAUACUUUUUAUUUUGUACCUUUUUGGAGAAAAAAAGUAAAGCAUUUUUUUCUUUUGUGUUGAGACUGUAAAAUAAUUUUGUCUGGGAAUCGGGCCAGGUUUCUUUUCUCUUCUCAAGCUCUUCUCAUUCCUGGGACUUCAUCUAUGAAAAUGGCUCCAUGUUCCCAAUAUAGUGUAGUGUACUAUAUAGGGGAUAGGGAGCCAUUCCAGAUGCAGCCCUGGCAAUUGUAAUCUAAAGUGUUGUACCAUUUUUACAGAACCACCUGCAUUUGAGAGGGAGGGACUCCUCCUUUUCCUCUUUGUGAAGUGUGUGUGUUCGAGGAGAACUAUCCAUUUGUAUUGAAAUAGGAAAUGGACUAUGGCAGUUUGUGUAAUACACUGGCAUGUAUGCAGAAACACUUGAUACACACACACACACACACACACAAAAAAAACAAGGACAAUAUCUCACUAGCCUGGAAACCGGAAUCUCUGUCUUGACUUGAGGAUGUAGAAAAUUGUGGUUCUGUCAUUUAAAAAGUUUGUCAUAAUUUGUUGAUGUGUAAAGUUAAGUAUAUAAAGAGAACAGAAAACCGACUCUUAUCCCGAGGAGGAAUGGGGAACAGACGGACUAUCCUGAGGGGGAAUGGGGGUUCACUGGUUGACUGCUUGUUUGUUUUGAAAAGAGAUAAAUAAAUAGUCCAGCUAUCUAUCAACCCUCCAUCCUCAUUCCCCUCUCUCAAAAACACAAACUUGAAUAAAACUUGGGGUGGGUUACGUUCUCCUAGCUCCCUAUUGUAAAUCAUGCAAGUUGUUAUUAAGCAAAAAUACUAUAAAUAUAAGGAAGCGCGAAUGAAAUCACUGUAUAAACUGGUUAAAGACUCAUUUCUUACUUAUAUACCAUAUUGUUAAAUAAACUGUGUGCAACAGACAACACUUGGAGUUAUA
Messenger RNA from Coregonus clupeaformis (lake whitefish), 9450 nucleotides. It is a transcript of the gene crebbpa, whose product is annotated as CREB binding protein a. Gene Ontology annotation, molecular function: zinc ion binding; transcription coactivator activity; protein binding. The record is from RefSeq and is a predicted model, not a curated record. Gene Ontology annotation, cellular component: transcription regulator complex; nucleus; histone acetyltransferase complex. NCBI's taxonomy places the organism in Eukaryota, Metazoa, Chordata, Actinopteri, Salmoniformes, Salmonidae. Gene Ontology annotation, biological process: positive regulation of transcription by RNA polymerase II. The transcript is spliced from 33 exons. The coding region runs from base 780 to 7976 and encodes 2398 amino acids.